AUCAAACGCAGCUGGGGACAUCCCUCAUCCCGCGGCCUACAGACACGCGCACAAAGCACGGACUCGUGGCCCGAAGUGGCAGCACCCCGCACGGAGGGCUGACGCGGCCCAGCACCAGCGCGGGUGGGAGCAGCGCGCUCCCUUCCCUCGGGACGCUUCUCCGCAGGCCGGAGGAGAAGCACAUCACAGCGCGACCGGCAGGCGCUGCGGAGGCAGCACGGCUCCGCUCCCCGGGCUCCGCUCUCGAGCUCCCUCUACCGGCGGAAGGCGCGCGGUGCGCGCAGAGAAGCGGGCAGUGCCGGCAGCGACCUUCGUGUUCUGGGGGUGAUGAAUCGGGCAGCGCCCGAAGGAAGGCUGCGGGGCUGGGGAAGCGGCUGAGCGCCCUGGGUCUGCUCGGCCCAGAGCGGAGGAGGCGGAGGCGCGGCCUCGUGGCGGCUGCAGCUCCUCGUAGACAGCUCCGCUCCCUGGGCACAGCGGCACGGAGCCGUGCCGGGGAGAUCAGGAGAAGAUUGCUGCCACAUUAUGUCAGGGGACAGCGACUGCACGAGGACGAGUCCAUCCGCGGGGUCUCCGUCGGACACCGAGUUGCUGCCAGAUCGCCCGAAGUAUGUUUGCUCGCUGUCUCCCGAUCUCGUUACCAAAGCCCGGGAGGAGCUCCAGGAGAAACCUGAAUGGCGGCUCCGGGACGUGCAGGCGCUUCGAGACAUGGUGUGCAAAGACUACCCCUCCCUGGGGACCUGCCUGGAUGAUGCCUUUUUGCUCAGGUUCCUCAGAGCCAGGAAAUUCGAUUACGACCGAGCGCUGCAGCUCCUGGUGAACUACCACAGCUGUCGGAGGAGCUGGCCCGAGGUGUUCAACAACUUGAAGCCUUCUGCAAUAAAGCCUGUCCUGGAGUCUGGUUUUGUCACUGUGCUGCCCCGCCUGGACCCGGAGGGACGCCACGUUGUCUGCAUCCGUCCAGACAGAUGGACACCCAGUAAUUAUCCGAUCACUGAGAACAUUCGUGCCAUAUACUUAACGUUAGAAAAACUCAUUCAGUCCGAAGAGACCCAGGUGAAUGGAAUUGUAAUCCUGGCAGACUACAAAGGAGUCAGCUUAUCUAAGGCGUCUCAUUUUGGUCCUUUUGUAGCCAAAAAAGUGAUUGGAAUUCUUCAGGAUGGAUUUCCCAUUCGAAUAAAAGCUGUUAACAUAAUAAACGAACCUCGUAUAUUCAAAGGCAUUUUUGCCAUCAUCAAGCCUUUUCUGAAGGAAAAGAUAGCAAACCGGUUUUUUCUUCACGGCUCUGAUCUGAAUUCUCUUCACCAAAACAUUCCUCCAGUGAUCCUUCCUGAAGAAUACGGGGGUUCUGCAGGGAAGCUGGACAUCUCAGCAUGGAACGAGCUGCUGCUGGCCUCCGAAGAGGAUUUCCUGCAUGACUUCUCACAGCUGGUGCUCCCCUGUGACAGCUCUCCCCCUGACACGCUAUCCCCCUACAGCAUGACUGCACUGCCAGAAACCUCCUCUGCCACAAACCUCCUCUGCCACCGCAGUAAUGACUUGCUGACCUGGCAGCAGACCUCAUCCUGGAUCUGGGGGGCAGUAAGUGCCAGACCUCUCAUCUAAGCUUUAUAAAAGCAGACUAGGUUUUGAGGAGUAAGCCAUGAAGCUUAUUCCUGAGUGGCAGUUCAGAGCGUCAGUGUGAGUAAGGAACUCAUCACUUGACCUACUUUAGAACAAAGGUAUAAAGAAAUUAAAUUUCCCUCAUUUACAGCAUUUUUUUUCUACCUUUGUAAGUCUUACUCCUCUUUGACAGCUGUGACCUUAAGCACAGGCUUAAAAAAAAAACCACAUUUUCUGCUACAUAAAAUGAGGUAAAAAAAUACUGCUAGGCACUUUCUCAUUUCUGACCACAAUGUGGUGCAUGUUUUGCAGAGAUUUGAUUUCUUUGUGCCAUGUAGCAAGGCAUUAGUAUGCAGCCCAUGACUUAAAAAGGCAACAGGCUGCCCACACUGUUUACCUGACAGAAUGUAGAGGCUGGUCUGGUCUCUAUAGCCUUUGAGUACCUCUUAAUUCCAGCCACAACAUAUCAACCUUUAAAAAAAAAACCAAGUGUUUUGACAGGUCCGUUAGAGCAGCUAUUUUGAUCCACUUAUUAAAAUGCUAGAGGAGGCUGAAUAUAGAAAACUCAAUUUAAUGUCCGUCACUUAAAAAAUGGGGCAGUCAGCAGAAAGCUGCACCUGAGGAACCUUUAAAGGAACCAAUCCCUUCUUCAGGUUCAUAUAUUGUGCUGUAAGUCAAACAAAUCCAUCUCACCUUCCCUUUUCUCCUCUGCUUACAGAGAAACUAAAUCAUUUUCUUUACUCUUCAACAUAAUAGGAAGUGAUACAUUAUCCAAGCUGAAAACAGCUUGUGUUACGCCUCCAAAACUUCGUAAAGCUGCAUUGCUGAUGUCAGGAUACAUCCUUUAAACCGUCCUUACCUGUAUCAAGCCUUUAACUAUUACUUCUGGAUUUGUUCUUCCUUGGCUUUAGAACUUAAUUAAGCUGUAUCUCUAACCCUUUCUAGGUUUGAAGCCAGUGCUUAGGGAGCACACCUGUUUUAUAUGCACCUGACUACAGAGCUGAGAGCAUUCUUUGAGCUUGAGCAUUUGCUAGCAAAGAAAAAAACUUGGUUCCCAAAAUUUAUCAUGUCAGAUUCGGAAAAUAAUCACUUGCUUUAAAUGCAGAGUCUCCUUAUCUGCAGGUUAAGAGAACAGGUAGGAAAAACUAUUCAACUUAGUGGGUUUGGUUUCUCUUUCCCUCUGCCCACCUCUUCACAGCACUAAAACCAAUCUGGUCUUUUAUUCUGCUUGGCGUAACUUUGUUCUCAGAGGUUUUAUGCCUCUGGAAAGCCAUCCCUGCCAAAUCCAACACAUGACAAGGAAUUGUACUCAGACUGCAUGAAAUAGCCAUGGCUUUCAGCAUUAAGUGGGACAAGUUAGCUGCAUACUGUACAUAAAAAUACUUGAAUUUAUACUCUUGCAAAGGGGUACUAAAAACCCUGAGGUAUUUUCAGGAUAGGGGUUGAUGUUUUGGUUGUUAUUGUUUUUGUUAAAUCUCAUUUUGGCAUGAAUUAAUCAUGGUGUUAUUCAAACUAAUAAUUUUGCCUUUUGUUGUAUGUGGGCCUAGAGGUGUUGGGUGGUUAAGUGUACAUGUUAUUUUGACAAAAUCUUAUUUUUAUAUUGCAUUUUAUAAAAUGGAGUGGUCAAAAUAUGUAAUUUUAUGAUGCAUGACUGGGUGAUUAAAUACAUUACCGUAACAGCU
Messenger RNA from Numida meleagris (helmeted guineafowl), 3281 nucleotides. RefSeq names its product alpha tocopherol transfer protein like (gene TTPAL). Gene Ontology annotation, molecular function: phosphatidylinositol bisphosphate binding. NCBI's taxonomy places the organism in Eukaryota, Metazoa, Chordata, Aves, Galliformes, Numididae. The record is from RefSeq and is a predicted model, not a curated record. The transcript is spliced from 6 exons. Gene Ontology annotation, cellular component: membrane. Bases 523 to 1602 code for a protein of 359 amino acids.